AGCGAGUCUUCAUUGUAGUUUCUCCAUACUUUUAAAAUUUUGAAUCGUGUCACUGUCACAUUUGGUUGUAAAAAGUAAACAAUUAAAUAUAAUAUUAUCUUUACAUAGCGAAAUAGCAAAGUAUUUACUUUAGUUAAAAAAUGACUGAACUGGUAAAUGAGUUUAGUGAAAAAGAAAUUUCAAGAAUCAAAGAAGAAUUUAAAAGGAUAGACGAUAAAAUAUAUGUAGAUCAUGCUGGAACUGCAUUGUAUUCAGAAAAACAAAUUGAUUGUGUCUCAAAAUUAUUAAAAGAUAAUAUUUUUUGCAAUCCGCAUACAUGCAAAAUAACAGGAGAUCUCGUAGAUCAAGUAAGAUUUAGAAUUCUGAGUUUUUUCAACACCAACUCCGAAAAAUACACAAUUGUGUUUACUGCUAAUGCUAGCGCUGCACUUAAGACUGUUGCAGAAUGCUUUGAUUUUGGAACAAGCGGAUCAUUUCAUUAUUGUCAAGAAAACCAUACUUCUGUCCUAGGGAUGCGAGAAGUUGUUCAAACUAAAAACGUUUCUGUUUUAACUAGAAGUGAUAUUUUGAAAAAUAUUUCAUCAAAUCGAAGAAAAAACUGUGAUUUCAAGAAAUUUUCCGGGAACUCGUUGUUAGCUUUUUCAGCCCAAUGUAAUCUUAGUGGUUAUAAGAUGCCACUAGAUGUAAUUGAAAGUAUACAAAACAAAGGAAUUAUAGACCACGGAAAAUACAUCCGUGGGGAGUUGGAUCAUACAUCAGAAAACAAAUGUUUUAUUUGUUUAGACGCAGCUUCAUUUGCUGCUACGAAUUUUUUAGAUCUUAAAAAAUAUAGUCCGGAUUUCGUGUGCAUUUCUUUUUAUAAAAUAUUUGGAUAUCCUACAGGCUUGGGAGCACUUUUAUUGAGCAAAAGAGGGCAAAGUGUUAUGAAAAAAAAGUAUUUUGGUGGUGGAACUGUGAAAAUUUCAAUGACUUGUAAAGAUUUCCAUGUAAAGCGCGAUAAUUUUGCGGAGCAAUAUGAGGAUGGAACAUUAUCUUUUUUAAGUAUAGCUAGUUUGUUAGAAGGGUUUAAAACUCUUGAAAGAUUAGUGCCUUCAACAAAUGAUUUAAGAAGUCAACAAAGAAUCUCUAGGCAUGUUUUUAAUUUAGCUAAAUAUUUUUAUGAAUCUUUAAAUGAUCUAAGACAUGAAAAUGGUCAAAAGUUAAUUGAAUUUUAUAAUCAUACAAAUUAUGAAUCAUCUGAGACACAGGGAGGAAUAGUUUGUUUUAAUAUUUUACAUGAAGAUGGUAGUUAUGUUGGUUUUGCUGAGGUUGCUUGCAUCGCUGCUGUUUACAAUAUAAUAUUAAGAACUGGUUGCUUUUGUAAUGCUGGUGCAUGUCAAUCAUUUUUAAAGUUACGGGAUGAAGACAUUGUCAAACAUUUCCAAGCGGGACAUGUUUGUAGCGAUUAUAAUGAUUUGAUAGAGGGUCAACCUACAGGUGGUGUAAGAAUUUCUUUUGGAUAUAUAACUCAAAAAUCAGAUGUGGAUGCCGUACUGCAAAUGUUGAAAAAUUGUUAUGUCUCAGAAACUUCUCAAAAAAGACUUGAAAUUAUUAAGUCUAAAGAUCUGCCAAAAGCACUUAGACACAUUCCAGAACGUCUAAGUCGAGUCAAAGCACAGUUAACUAAAAUUUGCAUUUAUCCCAUAAAAUCCUGUGCCGCUUUCGAAAUCAAUGGCGAAACCCAGUGGGAAAUAACAGAGAAUGGCCUAAAAUAUGACAGAAUUUGGAUGAUAGUGGAUUCAAACGGAAUGGCAUUUACUCAAAAACGUUGCACACAGCUCUGUCUAAUUAAGCCACGUAUAAACUUAAAGUCCAAUCACUUAGAACUAAGCUUUAAGGAAAAAGUUUCAACACCAAUUCCUUUGCAAGUUUCAGUUGAUGAAACAAACACUAUCACGACAAAUUUUUGCCAAAGCAAAGUGUGUGGGGACUCUAUUCAAGGUUUCGAUUGCGGCAACGAAAUUGCUGCUUGGUUGUCAGAUGUUUUAAGUACUCCUGGUCUUCGUUUAAUUCGACAAAACGAUAAUUCAGAACGCAAAUAUAGCGACGGGACUUCUAAAGAAAUUAAUUUAUCUAAUCAAGCCCAAUAUUUAUUAAUAAAUAAAUCAUCUGUUGCAUGGUUGUUAAAAAGAAUUCCCAAUUGGCAAAAAAAUAUGAACUCUUUAGAUGAUGUUGUAAAAAGAUUCAGAGCAAACUUAAUUAUAGAAAAUUGCUGCGCAUUCGAGGAGAACAAUAUUAAAAAUCUACAAAUAGGUGAUAUCGACUUCAAUAUUGAAGGUCCGUGCACACGAUGCCAAAUGAUUUGUAUCGAUCAAAAUACUGGGGAUAAAACUGCUGAGCCUCUAAAAACUAUUGCAAAAGAAUUUCAAGGAAAAAUAAAAUUUGGUAUUUAUUUAUCACAAAAGAUUUUGGAUGAGGGGCCUGCAAAUAAAAGUAUAUCCUGCAAUGAUAAAGUUACUCUAGCAAAAAAUUAAAACGUUUUUAUUUGAUUUACAAAAAAUAUAUUUAAGACUAUAGAACACAUAUGUAUAUUAUGUACUAUGCUAUGACAUACAUAUUUUUUAAUUUUUUUGUAUUUUCCUGUGAAAAUCACGUCAGAUUAAAAUUUAUAAAAUUCUAUUUUAUCAUUCA
Molecule: messenger RNA, 2670 nt
Organism: Condylostylus longicornis
Lineage: Eukaryota; Metazoa; Arthropoda; Insecta; Diptera; Dolichopodidae
Gene: mal
Product: molybdenum cofactor sulfurase 3
Exons: 6
Coding region: 141-2513 (790 amino acids)
Biological process (GO): Mo-molybdopterin cofactor biosynthetic process
Molecular function (GO): molybdenum ion binding; pyridoxal phosphate binding; molybdenum cofactor sulfurtransferase activity
Source: RefSeq, a predicted model, not a curated record